AGAGAUUAAAUCCCACAAAUCACAACACCCAUGUCUUUUUUUCUGGCUGUCAGUGUUCUCUAUCUCUCUCUCUCUCUCUCGCUCUCUCGCUCUUUGUCUCUCUGCAUAAUAGGGGGACGUUUCAAAACGGAAUGAUAUGUUGGGAGCUAUGGCAAGUGCGAUAUGGGUUUUCUACUAGAAAGAUCUUGACACUUAACAAGGGUGCGGAAACCUUCAUUCUAACAGCAUCCCUUUGAGCUUGUUAUCGGUUUGGGGAUGAAGAAUUGAAGGGUUCUUGUUAAAAAAGAGUUUGGUUCAGCUUUUUCUGUCUCGGAUUUGGUCGUGAAGGUUUACCGUUGGAGAUUGUGUCAAGUGGUGCCGAAUUUAGAGAGAGAAGGAUGUCCUUGACAUACCCAUCUGUUGAUUUUAGCUGGAGUGGGUUGGAUUUUGCCUCCUGCGGGUGUUCGAGCAAAUGCUGUAUUUCGAGCAUCGGCUUCCCUUAUCGGAAGCUUUCUCAGCAAGGUGACCGAUUGUUCCGCCAGAAGAAGAGCUUCCACUGUGGAGUGUCUUCAGUUCAGAGGCCGGAUGUUAUGCUAAACGUUAAGGAAGAAGAUGUAGCAUUGUCAUUCAACCGUGAUGUUAAAUUUGACAAUAGGGUUUCGAUGUCUUCUUUGCUAGCUGCUGUUGCUGAUGACCUGCGCAUGUUAAACGAAAAUCUCCAAUCAAUAGUUGGUGCGGAAAAUCCCAUGUUGAUGUCAGCAGCAGAACAGAUUUUUGGUGCUGGUGGAAAGAGAAUGAGACCUGCAUUAGUGUUUCUUGUUUCACGAGCCACAUCUCAGAUGACAGGAUUGAAGGAUGUUAGACCACAACAUCGGCGAUUAGCAGAAAUUAUUGAGAUGAUUCACACAGCAAGCUUAAUACAUGAUGAUGUAUUGGAUGAAAGUAGCUUGAGAAGAGGAAAGGAGACAAUUCAUCAACUUUAUGGUACUAGGGUUGCAGUGCUAGCUGGCGAUUUCAUGUUUGCUCAGUCAUCAUGGUACCUUGCAAAUCUAGAAAACAUUGAAGUUAUAAAGCUCAUUAGUCAAGUCAUCAAAGAUUUUGCAAGUGGUGAGAUAAAGCAAGCCUCGAGCCUUUUUGACUGUGACCUUGCUUUGGAAGACUACUUGCUGAAGAGCUACUAUAAGACAGCUUCCCUAAUUGCAGCAAGCACAAAAUCUGCAGCUAUAUUCAGUGGUGUCGGUGAAAGAGUAUGUGAUGAGAUGUACAACUAUGGGAAAAAUUUAGGUCUAUCAUUCCAAAUUGUGGAUGAUAUACUUGACUUCACACAGUCAUCAGAGAAACUUGGCAAGCCAGCAGCAAGUGACCUGGCUAAAGGAAAUCUCACUGCCCCAGUCCUGUUUGCAUUAAAGAAGGAACCAAAACUUAGAGAAAUUAUUGAAUCUGAGUUUACUGAAAUGGGAUCUCUGGAAUUGGCUAUUGAAUUGGUUUAUAAAGGUGGGGGGAUUGAAAGAGCACGAGAUUUAGCAAAACAGAAAGCUGACCUUGCUAUUCAAAGCCUAAAUUGCCUGCCUCAGAAUGAGCUGAGGUCAUCGCUUGCAGGAAUGGUUAAAUAUGCUCUUGAACGAUUGGACUAGAAGUUGACCUUACCAAAUUGGAGAAAGCUUGGAGAAGUAAAUUCCUGCUUGAUUAUGAUUUCUCUGUGUGAUGCUGCUGAUUUUGGGAGUUACCCACCACUGCUUUCAGAUACAAGGAUAGAUGCGAUACAUGUUUAAUAUUUUCACCUUUUGUCUCUUCAAGAAUAGUACUCUCUUCUAGCAUAGUAAAUGUUGUAAUUACUGCUACUGCAACUUGGUUUUGUUCAACCUCAUUCUUUACAAUGAAUUUGUCGACACAAUCCUGUAUUUUAUGUGCAUUUUGUCGUGAGUUAUGUAAUAUUAUUUUGCUUAAGUUCAGUUCAAUCCCAUGUUUGCAUAAGCAUUUAGCAAA
Nymphaea colorata (pocket water lily) is the source of this 1965-nucleotide messenger RNA. RefSeq names its product solanesyl-diphosphate synthase 2, chloroplastic-like. Gene Ontology annotation, molecular function: prenyltransferase activity. Gene Ontology annotation, biological process: isoprenoid biosynthetic process; plastoquinone biosynthetic process. Gene Ontology annotation, cellular component: chloroplast. The transcript has 7 exons. The record is from RefSeq and is a predicted model, not a curated record. The coding region runs from base 378 to 1613 and encodes 411 amino acids. NCBI's taxonomy places the organism in Eukaryota, Viridiplantae, Streptophyta, Magnoliopsida, Nymphaeales, Nymphaeaceae.